GCAGCUCAACACAGCAGCGCAGCACAGCCCUCAGCCGAGCGGCCAGCACCUUAUGUUAGGACCAGCACCUGGUCGUAAAACUAUAUUACAUUAACAUGUAUGCUUCUGUUAGUAUUUUCUUUUCAACAUUUUUGUUUGUUAUGAUCAUGACUGAAAACAGAUCCAUCCUGAUGAAAAGGAGUCCAAUUUUUUAUCUGAUCUUAAUCACAGGAUUCAGCUCCUUUACUGUGGGAUCCUCAGACUUUCACUUUAUUGAUGUUUCAAAGAACUACGAGGAAGCAAAGAGUUACUGCAGAGCGACGUACACCGAUUUAGCCACAGUUCACAACUUGGCCGAUAUGAAGAAUUUGACCACUUUAGUUUCAACAGACAGAGCCUGGAUAGGACUGGAGGCCAGAGCUGUGAGAAUGUGGCACUGGUCCUGGCCUGAUCAUCCAGUGGAUUUUUUAAACUGGAAGGUAGGACAACCACUAAAAACCAAUAAGGAUGCAUGUGCGGCAUUGGAUCAACGUGGCAAGUGGUUUGAAAGUGACUGUAAAACGAAGAGAAGAUUUGUGUGUCGUGGUAACAGUGAAUCUAGUCCUCCCAUGUUUAUCGCCAGCAAAAAGUCAUGGAGGAAUGCUCAGACUUACUGCAGGAACCUGUCGCUUGAUCUGGUGAACAUACUCUCAGAGAAACAGAAUGAGGCUGCACAUAAUGUGUCCACGUCACAAAUUGUGUGGAUCGGCCUCUUCAAAGAUCCCUGGGAGUGGUUGGACGGAAGCAACUCAUCGUUUCGUUACUGGAAACCAGGUCAGCCUAACUACCAAAAAGAUCAGGACUGUACUGCUGCCAUAUUCAGAGAUGAAGGGCAGUGGAAUGACCGGAAGUGCAGACAACAAUUCAAGUUUAUCUGUCAGGGGGCAAGGAAAUUAAUUCCAACAACCACCAGUCUGACAACGACACAGAAGACGACGACAACAAGUCAACUGCCAACAAAUGCGACGACUCUUCCCAACACCUCUCCUCAAGAGGUCAUGACAACAUUUACUUCCACUACUCCUACCAAACAACCAAACACGACUAAUGUUACCACAGAAGGAGAAACAACUGCCACUGACACGACAACUGCAAAUACCACAGAUGUCGUACACAGCACCUCAAGCACUGAGGUCAACAACACAACUCAUGAGCAAGUGACCACCACUACCCAGAGCACAACACAGCUUUCAACUCUAACUUCCACAGGAAACAAUCAGUCUGUUCCUCCAGGAAAUCUGAUACUGAUCCAGCAAAACAUGACAUGGAUUGAUGCGAUGACUUACUGCAGGGAGCGCCACAAUGACCUCGUCCACGUUACCACCAGAGACAUUCAAGAGGAGGUGGCUGAAAAGGCGAAGAACGCCACCUCACCCCACGUCUGGCUCGGCCUACGCUACACCUGCAAGUUAAACUUUUGGUUCUGGACCAGGUCGACGUCCGCCUGCUACCAGAACUGGGCCCCGGGACAAGGCCCUGAACGAACAUAUGACUGUGGUGUUACAGGCGCCAUUGAGGCCACUGGGAGGCAGCAGUGGGUCGGCUUGCCUGAGACAGAGAGACUGAACUUCAUCUGCUCUGCAUGUGCUGGCUGAGUGUGGAGGGCCUGUGACCCUGCAGAUGAAGUAGAACGUGCAGUUUGAAUCAUUCUGUGUGAAGGAUUAACACCUUCGUGCUGGUUAUAUUCAUAUUGUUUUUCAUGGUUGAUCUUACAUUCAUGAUUUUGACUAUUGAAACGCUAAGCCAGUGAACUGUGACGGACUUCAGCAGUGGUAUCAUGGGUGUUUUAAUGUUCACGUGUGACGUCAUACUUUUACCUUUGUUAAAACACAGCUGCCUUCUCUAUUGUUGAGCCUGAAUUUCAUUAUAUAUGGAAAAACUCGUGCGGAGUGGAGGCGUGCACAUUCACAGUCAUGGGCAGCAAGAGUAAUGCGAGAACACUGAUCUGCUCUGUGCCUUUCACUCGGGGGGUUACUAUUUGCAUGUUGACCCCUUGGGUUGGGCCCCAAGAUUGUCUUUUUUAGACCACCGGAGUACGGCCCUGAUUCUGACUGCCGGCUGCCCUCACUGACCUGACCUUCGCCGGCAGCCACGCGGAAGACAGAGCUCACAGACCCUCACCUUCCUCACCGCACAGUCGAGGUACACGGAGCAUCUAUAACCAUGGGAACCAGCAAUGCUGCAUUUUCAGCAGUGAAAACUGAAAUUAUUAGAUCUCAAACUGUACAACAUGAAUACAACCGUGAACAGACUCUUCGGACUGGCUGGUUCAUGGAACUUAUUCGUGGCUAUGAAAUUUAACUUGAAUUUUUUUACUUUGCGCAACACAGUACAAGCUUCCUUACUUUUUGGAAAUAAUAUCUCCACAUACAUGUUCGAAUGAGCUUUAGUGCAUGUUAACAUCAAUGCUCCUUCUGGUCGAAAAAGAAGAAACUGUGUCAAAAGAGACACAACACAGGAAAUAUUCACUGUGAUGGCUGUCACUUAAAACUAUUGGAAAAUAAAUGAUAUUUGGUCUGUGCUGACGUGACUUCUUAAACGACCAACUGACAAUAAAAUGAAAUGUCUAAAUCACAAAA
This is a messenger RNA of Hippoglossus stenolepis (Pacific halibut), 2597 nucleotides long. Its product is annotated as macrophage mannose receptor 1. The transcript has 5 exons. Bases 96 to 1613 code for a protein of 505 amino acids. The record is from RefSeq and is a predicted model, not a curated record. Lineage: Eukaryota; Metazoa; Chordata; Actinopteri; Pleuronectiformes; Pleuronectidae.